UAGUAGAUAAAUGAAGGUCGAUGGACAUUCUAGAAGAGAAGCAAAGUUGUAUUUGAAUUGAAAGUGAAAUAAAUAGUGUGAUAGUUGAGGAUUGAGAGAGAGAGAGAGAGAAAAUAGAAAGAUCACGAGAGGAGAAAGGGAAAAAGGGGGACAUAUAGCUAGAAAGGUCACAAGAGUCACAAUGGAGAGUGGUUCAAACACAGGGAAGGGGAAAAGUAUUAGUGGUGGUGGAAACACAGUUGAGGUUCUAGAUGGUUCUAAUAUUAUGGAGUUGGUUGGAAACAAAGAUGUUUUCACCAAAUUCGUGAACCAUAAGUUUCAUGAGUUGGAUACAGACAAAGAUGGUAAACUCUCUGUGAAAGAACUUCAACCUGCUGUUGCUGAUAUUGGUGCUGCUCUUGGUUUACCUGCUCAAGGCUCUGCUCCUGAUUCUGAUCACAUCUAUUCUCAGGUGUUGAAUGAAUUCACACAUGGAAAGCAAGAAAAAGUGAGCAAAACAGAGUUCAAAGAGGUUCUCUCAGACAUUCUAUUGGGCAUGGCUGCUGGACUUAAACGAGACCCAAUUGUGAUACUUCGCAUUGAUGGAGAAGAUCUUCUUGAGUUUCUCAAUGGUUCAAGUUAUGAACCGGAAAUGGUUUCCAUAUUCUCUCAAAUUGAAUCACCUCACAAAUCACUUCAUGACCAUAUAAUUCAAGCUCUUGCCAAACUCAAUGUUGACCAUGGGAUUCCUCCUACUUCUGAUUCUUGGGUUAUUAGCAACAUUGUGGAACCAGCAAUGAUUUCUGAACAUGGGUUUGACUUGGAUAAGGCUGUUUCUGAAGAGAUAUUUUUGGAGGAAUUUAAGAAAGUGGCAAUGAGGGUGGCCAUUCGUCUUAAGGAGCAACCAGUUAUAGUUGCUCAUAGUGAAAGCACAUUUGAUGGAAGUGGUAUUAAGAGAUUAUUAUCCAACAAGUUUGAAUUAGAUAAGAUUUUGAGCUCAGCUAUGGAGACUUUGCCUAAAGAUCGAAAUGGAAAAAUGUCAAAGGAAUAUCUAAGGGUAGCUUUGGAUGUGGUGGCUCCAUCUGCUAGUUUACCUCCAUUUGGUGCAAUUCAAGAGAUGGACAUGGUUAUUGGUGAAGUGUUUAAGAUGAUAAAUGCAGAUGAUGGGAAAUUGGUGAAAGAAGACGAAUUUAAGAAAUUAUUAACUGAAAUAUUGGGGAGUAUGAUGUUGCAAUUGGAAGGAAAUCCAAUAUCAGUUGCUUCAAAUUCAGUUGUGCAUGAGCCUCUAGACUCCUCUUCUACACUUCUGCAGCCAUCCCCUAAUGUUGAAACAGCAUAGCUCUCUCUAAGUUUGUAAUAUCAUCAUGGAUACAAAUAUUAAGAACCUAUAAUUAUUAUAUAAUAAUAAAAACAUUUAUUUGUGUAAAUCUAAA
This is a messenger RNA of Cicer arietinum (chickpea), 1412 nucleotides long. RefSeq lists its product as uncharacterized. NCBI's taxonomy places the organism in Eukaryota, Viridiplantae, Streptophyta, Magnoliopsida, Fabales, Fabaceae. The record is from RefSeq and is a predicted model, not a curated record. Gene Ontology annotation, molecular function: calcium ion binding.